CACGAUCAUGUCUCCUCCUCUGAAGAAAAUCAGAAGACUCUCUUCUUUCAUCGGCAGCAAGCCACCACGAGAAGACAACUACGAUCCAUCGUCGCCGUCACUUUUGUCGUUGCCCGACGAAAUCGUUUUGCAGUGCUUACUCCGCCUUCCAAAAAUUUAUGACCGAAACCUCUCUUGCGUUUCAAAAACCCUAAGGUCUCUUGUUCGGUCUCCUGAGCUCCACCGUUUGCGAUCUUUGCUCCCAAAAGACUCCACCUAUGUCUCCUUCCUCAAUGGUGAUUUGUUCACUCUCCGUCCGAUUCAGGAGACGAAAACGAAGACUGAGUAUCGAUUGAUUCCGAUUAGGUUUCCUUCUCAUCCUUUUAGGUACCAUUCUACACCCGUCGCGGUCGGGUCGGAGAUCUUCUUCGUUGGUGGAUCAUCCAAACCUUCUUCGGAUCUUUGGAUUCUUGAUACUUGUUCUAGAGAGUUAACUCAAGGACCAAGCAUGAAGGUGGCUCGAAUUGGCCAAGCCGUUGUUGAAGUAAUCAACGGGAAGAUUUACGUGAUCGGAGGUUGCUUAAACAAGAUCCAAGUAGAGGUUUUCGAUCCAAAAAUGCGGAGUUGGAAAGUCGCUGAGAGUCCUAUAGAGAGAAUUUAUUCCGGAUUGACGAAGCGGAUAAGCGCGUCACUUGAUUGGAAGGUUUAUUCUGUCGAUACUGGGAGAAUCAAUGUGUAUAAUGCAAGAGAAUGUGGAAGAUUGGAGACAAUGCAGAUGGCAAGUGAUGUUGUAUGGUGUAUGUGUGUUGUUGCUGAUUUACUCUAUGCUUACUUCUUUAAUGUUGGGUUGAUGUGGUUUGAUGCAAAGCUUAAGAUAUGGAGAAGAGUAAAUGGUGUUGGUGGUGGUGAUGUGAAGAGACAUGAAUCAUGUCACAUGAUGUUAAGUUUCACGAAGCUGUAAUGACGGAAUACAAUGGGAAACUAGCGGUUUUGUGGCCCGAGAUUAAUUAUCCUAGGACCGAGAGAGAGAUUAGGUGUGCUUUGAUCACAUUGGAUUGGAUUG
Molecule: messenger RNA, 1042 nt
Organism: Eutrema salsugineum
Lineage: Eukaryota; Viridiplantae; Streptophyta; Magnoliopsida; Brassicales; Brassicaceae
Product: F-box/kelch-repeat protein At2g22050
Exons: 1
Coding region: 8-940 (310 amino acids)
Molecular function (GO): protein binding
Source: RefSeq, a predicted model, not a curated record